Vespa velutina is the source of this 2677-nucleotide messenger RNA. Its product is annotated as cdc42 homolog. Gene Ontology annotation, biological process: small GTPase-mediated signal transduction. Gene Ontology annotation, molecular function: GTP binding; GTPase activity. Lineage: Eukaryota; Metazoa; Arthropoda; Insecta; Hymenoptera; Vespidae. The record is from RefSeq and is a predicted model, not a curated record. The coding region runs from base 478 to 969 and encodes 163 amino acids. The transcript has 5 exons.
AGUAGUUUAACAACAGUGUUGCCAUCUAUUGAAUUUAAAAUGUUAUUUUGGUUAUGUUCGUUUAUAACGUUACUUGUUAACGAAGCAUUUCUAUCGUUCAAAGAUAAAAAUUGUAAAAAAUACUUUGGGCCGCUUUGGCAAUUGAAGAAAAGUAAUAUAUUCGGACGUAACUAAUAAUUUUGUAUAAAUCGCGUAGAUAAGAUUUAAAAAAUUUCAAAUAUCACGCGGGCGUAUAGUCGAAAGGAAAAUUGGGAGUUUUCAAGCCUGUAAUAAAUUUUACUUCUGAGGCAGUGAACCCGUAAAAGUUACAAGUGUUGAGACUGUUAUGAUAAGUGGGAAGAAUUAAAAGAAAAAAAAAAGAUCUGUCGCGUUAAAUGCACUCACAUCUUUUGGUUUUCUUGACGUAUACUCGAAGCUUGUGGUCUUAAUCUUUAAUGGCGAUAGUAUAAUACUAGGAAAUAGAGAGCAGAGAGUAAGAUGCAGACAAUAAAGUGUGUUGUGGUCGGAGAUGGAGCUGUGGGAAAGACUUGUCUUUUGAUUUCAUAUACGACAAAUAAAUUUCCUUCAGAAUAUGUGCCUACUGUUUUCGACAAUUAUGCUGUAACGGUAAUGAUAGGCGGUGAUCCAUAUACGUUAGGAUUAUUUGAUACCGCUGGCCAAGAGGAUUACGAUAGACUUAGACCUUUAAGUUAUCCGCAAACAGACGUAUUUCUGGUCUGUUUCUCAGUUGUUUCACCAUCGUCAUUUGAAAAUGUUAAAGAAAAGUGGGUUCCAGAAAUAACUCAUCAUUGUCAAAGGACUCCGUUUCUCCUAGUUGGUACUCAGAUUGAUUUACGAGAUGAUGUUGCUACUAUAGAGAAGCUUGCAAAAAAUAAGCAGAAACCUAUUUCAGCGGAACAAGGAGAGAAACUUGCGAAAGAGCUCAAAGCUGUGAAAUACGUAGAAUGUAGCGCUCUGACACAGGUUUAAAAAAUGUAUUCGACGAAGCUAUAUUGGCAGCAUUGGAGCCUCCAGAACCGGUGAAGAAAAGAAGGUGUAUGCUUUUGUAAAGCAUUUUACUGAUUUUGCAAUACAGUGUCCCUGACUAUGAAGUAACAACAUUAAAAUGUAUCAGGUGAUUAUCUCCUCUGUAGUAGAUUAACGAUAGGAGGAAAUCUAACGUCUCUACGACGUAAAAAGGAGUAUUCAUUGGAGGGGCGUAUUAGAAGCCGCUUAUAUGAGCGCGACAACUGCGGUUUGCCUAUGCGUUUCCUACAUUUGACUAUUUUCAUCUGUGUAUACAUUCCAUAAAAUAAUCUUUUGUCUUGGCCUUAUUUUUUUUUUCUUUUUGUUUCUUUUUUUUUUUCUCUCUUUUUUUCUCCUUCAAAUAAAAUUAACAAUUAGUCGACAAGAUCGGAUAAUCCUUGUUGAGAUGCAUAGCACAAAGAACAUAUUUUCUUUUCUUUUUUGCUUUUUAUUUCGAAAAAAAAAAAAAAAAAAAAAAAAAAAAAAAAAAAAAAAAAAAAAAAAAAAAAAAAGAAAAAAAAAAUAUACCUGCACCUUUAACAUCCUCGACUUUUGAGAAAAAGUUUGAUAAAAAUCAUUAACUAAUAUAGAUAUGCCAAUCCUUGUUUUAUCUUACGAUUGGUCCUAUCAAGUUGAUGUAUUGAUAAAAAGUGCAAGGUAUUACACAGAGUCAGAAUUUAAAAAACUUAUUAUAAAAUCCAUCAUGUUAUUAUUCGUUUGACAAUAUUUUCAAACUCAAUGGUUUAUUUUUUAAAGAUGAACGCCGGUAUUUAAAGUUUUAUAAAGAGUCUGUAAGAUAUCUGUUGGCAUAGUAUGAGGGAAUCGUAGCGAAUCAUAGCAUCGACGAUCUCUUCGGACGAACGUCAAAAAGUUCAAAGAACGAGUCGAUUCGGCCUUGCGCACAUGGGCAUCGGAAGAAGAAAGGAAACGCUAAGAGACGCUCCGAUUCUCUUGCAUAUAAGUACGUUAUUAAAAUAUAUAUCUGCCGUAUCUGACGUAUUAAAGAAACAAUAUGCAAGCAAACGUUAACAUCAGAAAAUUGUUCUAGACGAUUCGCGUAUGGCAGCUAAGUUUGGCAGCCAAACUUCUCCAACUCUUGGACAAUUUAAAUUACAUUUGAGCGAUGCGAACCUAUUUUUUAAUAUAUUGCAAAUUAUCGUUAUGUGUUAUCAUAUAAAUAAGCGACGACAGAAAAUUUACAGUACUCUUAUCUUAUAAGAUUAAUGAUAUUUUAUCAAUCAGAUGUAUGAACUGUGCACAUGUCUAAGAUAUUAGCGAACUGUGUAUAGUUUUUACUAUAAACCAUUCAUCUUUUUCCAUCGUUUUUCGAUUUUAUGUACUGCGUAUUUUAUAUCGUCGUAAUUAAAAAGACGGAGAUACAUACGAUCGGUUAUCGUUGAAGGACAUGGUACGUUAUUACUCCUAUUCGAACGACUAUCAGCUAUCUUAUUAAAAUCGUGCGGUAAGUCACGAUAGACACACGUUAAGUUACUAAUUCUUAAAACAAGUAUUUCGUGAGAAAUCUUUUAAUGACUUUUACACUAUGAAUCCAGUUGGAGAUAAUUGCAUUUAUUAGCACUGUACUGUGUCGGAAUAUGUAGACACAUUCGUAUUAAAAGAAAAAAGAAAAGGAAAAAAAAACUAUUCGCAUAAAUAUAUUUAUACCAUGUAA